Molecule: messenger RNA, 773 nt
Organism: Aedes albopictus (Asian tiger mosquito)
Lineage: Eukaryota; Metazoa; Arthropoda; Insecta; Diptera; Culicidae
Exons: 2
Coding region: 137-589 (150 amino acids)
Source: RefSeq, a predicted model, not a curated record
ACGUCACACCAGAGCGAUUUUGGAUUUCAAGUUACACAACAGCAGCUCGUUCAGCUCCGAAGCAAAUCGAAAAGUCACAUCUCGGUUUCGGGUUCCGCGUUUUUAGAUCCGUGUCCACACAUCCUCCGGCCUCACAAUGACCGACGCCAACCAAUCGCUAGUGAAAAACCUCGGCCUCAAGCCGCUGACCAAGGAGAACAUCCUGUACUACUACUUUCCGCUGCAGAGUAUGGUCAGCUAUGCGGCCCUCUCGGUGAACGUCAUGAAUCCAUCGAUCGCCAUCAGAUUGCUACCGAAGCGGGAUGUCACAAAUUUCCUGCUGGUGCACACCCUGUUCGGAACGACGCUGUACUUCUACAGCCGGCCGCAUUUGGCAGCGGUCCCGGCCCAGCGCCGUGUUGCCUACAGCGUUUGCGGAGGAAUUCUGUUCAGUUUCGGUUCGGUGCUGGUGUGGGCCGUGCUGCGGAGUGCCAUCCCCCGGAACCAGGCGUUGGCCACUGCGCUGGGUCUAGUGUCCGGAGCGGGACUGGCCAAGCUGGCCUACGACUAUCUGGAUAGCAACGACAAACAACUGGUGGCCAAGAAUUAAGCUGGAUCGAUGCUUUUUAGGUGAGAGGCGGAUGGCUCGGAUAAAGGAGGCCGGAAAUGGCCACAAGGCGUCAUGUUCCGAUCGGAAUUACCACAUUAUUUUCAACAACACCAUUUUGAGAGUUUAUUCAUUCGCAGACUGUUAGAUGGAAUAAAAUUUUCUCCGUUUCAAUUGUGUAAUGCUG